This is a messenger RNA of Cuculus canorus (common cuckoo), 7753 nucleotides long. It is a transcript of the gene KCNIP2, whose product is annotated as potassium voltage-gated channel interacting protein 2. The record is from RefSeq and is a predicted model, not a curated record. The coding region runs from base 4883 to 5689 and encodes 268 amino acids. Gene Ontology annotation, biological process: regulation of potassium ion transmembrane transport. Gene Ontology annotation, cellular component: voltage-gated potassium channel complex. Gene Ontology annotation, molecular function: calcium ion binding; potassium channel regulator activity. Lineage: Eukaryota; Metazoa; Chordata; Aves; Cuculiformes; Cuculidae. The transcript is spliced from 9 exons.
GCUGCACAGUGGUGGCUUUGGGGUGUGCUGGGGUGCCACAUACUGAGACUGUGUGUGAGCGUGCAAGUGGGCACGGGGGUGUUUUCCAGUGCCUCUAUAGUAGCUAUGUGUUCCGGGGUCUGUGGCAACCUCACCCUGAACAUGAGCUGUCAGGCUCAGCACCAGCCUGCAGAGAAGCCAGGCCUGGGCAGGAUGGGUCCCUGCUCUAUUCCCUGCUCCUGUCCCUUCCCAGAGCUCCCUCCAUGGCCCUUGGGCAGGGUCAGGGGACACAGGGGGUGCUGCCCAGCUGGGAAUGAGCCGUGCAAGGUGCUGAGCAGUGUGUGUGGGGCACACCUGGCAGAGCACAGAUCCGCUCUGUGGACUUGUGAUGGGAGAGAGGUCAGGACCUCUCGGCUGGGAGCUCUCUGGACUCCCAGGUUUGGUGUUCUUUGAAAAGGUCCCCCCAGCUCUGUCUAGUCCCUGCCCAUGCCUGCAGACACCCAUCUGAGGAAUGCUGCAGCUUGCCCAUCCCUGGGACGUCAGGGGUGUAUGUGGGUGAGGAGGUGACAGGCAGUUUACGUGGUCCACUGGUGUCCUGGGAUGCUCCGCUCUGGUUCUGCAGCACUGUCUCUCGCAUGGGCUGAGUGUGGCAGUGAACACCAGCUCCCCACCAUACACGGUGCUAGGGCACCCGUGAGCUGGACCCAUUGGUUGGCUGUGUGUAGAGAUGAGGAGGGAGAGGGCAGAGGUGAGGGAUGUCUCCCUCUGGUCCUGCGAACCUGCUUGCAGGACAGGAAAGCAUGAUGGGUGGAAGCUUUCAUUGCUGUGUAACUCCAUGCUUUGUCCUUGUGCUCCAGCAGAAGCACUGCUACAUGGAUCAUUCCAGGAGGGAAACUGAGGCAUGGGCUGAGCUGUCUCCUAUGAGCUCCUGUGCAGGGCAUGCUGACUGUGCCCAGCUUGAACUCCUGCUUCCCUGUUCUGCUGGUGAUUUGAGGCAGGAGGGUGUCAACUGAGGUUGAGCUGAGCCCUGGGCACUGUAUGGGGCAUCCUGUGGGUGAGUGGCUCUGUGUUGGGAUGGGGAUGAGAUGUGCGGGUUGUCCCUCUUGGUCGUGAGAUGGCAGGUAAGAGACUUUGCUCUCCAGGGAAGGUCCUAGGCAUUUUCUGGGGCUGGUGAAUGCUGAAUCUUCUCUGGGGGUUGUUUACCAGCCAUGCCUGGGCGGACAGUGACAGCUCAGGGACCACAAAGAGCCUGAAACAGUACGCUAAUGGCUCGGGUCUGCUAAUGGAGGCAGGGCCCAGCCACCCCCUCCAGAGCCAUCAAUACUGCCUGUUCCACUUCCACUGUCCCAUGCCCCCGCUCUCCCUGCCCUAUCCCUGCCAGUCCUCUGCCAGCAGUGGUUUCUUUGCCCAGGCCCUGCUGAUGGUGUCCUGGGGAUGUGCUAAGAGGUGUCGUGCCACCAUAGUGAUGGUCUGGGGAUGGAGCAUCUCCAGGGAAGACCAGAAAAUCCCCCUAGCUCUGCGGAAGGGUUCAGUGAGAGCAUCUUGCAACGAAACCCUGCCUGCCCCUGAGGGGACUAUGGAGGGGAAGGGGACAAUGUAGUGGAACUCCAGGCUUGAUGGGUUCCCAAACUCAGCUGGGUGAGUCCCUGAGCAACCUGUCCUCCAUUUGGAGCUGGCCCUCCUCUGAGCAAAGGCUUGAAUGGGAGCACUGGUUGUAUGCACCCCGUCACCCUGUUUCUUUGGCAGUGUUGCCCCUCAGAUCCCGCACAGCCAGAGCUGCUGUCUGGCAGCAGCGGCAGAGCAUGUCCCGUAGGUGUGCUGUGCUCUGGGAGCUGCAGGAGCGAUCGAUGCUGGAGCUGGCGUUGUUUACCAGCUGGUUAAUCACUGAUGGGCCAUGUCACUCCACUGCUGCCCCUGUGCCAUUGUGCCUCUCCCCUGCCCCAGACAUCUCUCAGUGGAGCUGCACAUGGAGUGGCUCCCAGCUCCCUGCCAAGAGCCCAUUUUGGUCAAGCAUUUGGAUAGAGUCAGGCGAAGAGAAACGCUAUUGAUUUUGGCUCCUGAAGUGUAGCAUCAAUAAUUCAGUGCAGAGCAAUCGGUCCUGGCUGGGAGGAGGAGUGGGCGGGAGGUAAAAGGCAGGAGAGCUGCCUGUGUAGCCCAACCUCAGAUGAAUAUCAGAUGAAGCUGAAGAUUGCUAUCGGCAAGGUAAUUGGUGCCUGCUCGGGAAAGGCAGGGCUGUCACCACCUUGGCUGUGUCCAUAUGUGGGGCAGACAGGUUUGCAAGUGUCUUGGAGAGCCCUAACAUGGGGUGUGCUGGCCCCUGCCCUCCCCAGGAGGCUACUGAUGUAACCCUACAGCUGAAAUUGUGGAGGGAAAGCAGGGUUAGAGAGGGUGCCAAAUGCCUCCGUGCUCUGGGGAGAAACAGGAGGAAGCUGCAGCCUGCCUGGGUGCUACUGGCACCCCAAAGGAUGCUGGGCAGGAGGGUGGUGCCCAUCUCAGGGCAAGGGUCUCUCCAGAAAGGGAAGAAAACAAGCAUCCUUGUGAUGCAGGUGAAAGCAAAGCUCCGUGCCAAGCUCUGCUUUCCUGUGGCUUUCCAGGAACGCCUUUGGUAGGAGCAUGGAGUUUUGGAUGCAGGAGGGACUGGCUCUUCAGGGCAGGUUAGGGCACCAUCCAGCCUGGCAGGUUUGACAGACCUGAGAGGUCAUGGUGAGCUGGCUGUAGGUGCGGUAGAUCUUGGAGCACCAAAAUCCAGCCUGGGACAAGUAUGAGUGAUCCAGGUUGAAUCUGGGUCUCCCUGGGCUGGGGUGCAUCAAGGAUUUCCCUGUGUGCAGCAGGUUUAACCUUUGCCUUUCCUUUUCCAAGGGCUGGUAGGUAUUUCAGCUGUCUGGCCAAGGCUGGUGGCUGAAUCAAGAGAGAGCUGCUGGCUCAUGGUGAGGGCUUGCAAAGCAAGAGGGGAAGGGGCAGAGGGGUAUGGUAGUUGUGGCUAGGCUCUGGGUUUGGAUCCAGCAUAGCCUUACGCAGUGAGGCAUGCUGUAGCAGGGCCACAUCCUGCUAGUGCUAGGGUCUUGGAGAAGAAGGUUUCCUGGGGGCCUUAUACUCUCUUCUGUGGAGCACCUCCCACAUGCUCCGCAAGCAGGGACAUCAGCCCUCGUCAUUGCUGUAGGCACAGGAUGGACUGUGCUGUUUCAGUCUGCCUGGAGACCGUGAAGCUAGGGGAGAAGGGAACUUGGUCCUGGGUCCCCUUGGCUGUGACCUCUGCUGCUGGGGCCAGGGCAGCUCUCGCAGUCUGAGCUCCCCAAAGACUACAGUGCCUGCGGCACACGCCCUGCUAACUCUGCCACUGUGUGGUGUCACAUCUCGCUCAGCCCAGCCAGACGCAAUUAGCUUGUUGAAUCUUUUCUCCCUCUGGCCUCAUGUUAAUCACUUUUCACAUAGCUUCCCUCCCAAUUCCCUCUGGCUUGGCUCGCUCUUACUGUUGCUUUUGUGCCUGGAGAGGUGAGCAAGGAGACCCAGUAGGACACAGGGCAGGGAUCUCGUUCUGCUGCAUCCUGCCUCAGAGAUGGAUUAUGAGCCAGGGGAUAGAGGGACAGUGAGAUUUCUCAGGAAGGUGAGAAAUCACAGGCUGGAGAUAGAGCAGUAAAGCUAGAGAGCAAUGGAGCUUGUUGGCACAACAAGCCCUUCUUUGCUGCCGUUUUGCCAGUGGAGGAUGAAACCUCAGACUCCAAUGAGAGAGGCUGACUGGAGCCAGCCUCGGGCUCUCUAGCACAGGGCUGCAGGGUGCUCUGAGAUCUCAACCGGGUCUCAUUCAGCCCUCCCCUGCAAGGGGCAGGAUGAGACUUUGGGGUGGGGCUCAAGUGAGAAUAGAGGUGCCCUGGGCAGGGCUCUGUGGGGUUGUGAUCCCUAGAGUGUAGGCAGCAAGAGGUGCUUGUCUGCAGCAUCCCCUCCCUGGGAUGCAGGGAAAGGCUUGCUGUGCUGCUGGAGCAGGGUUUUGUUGGAUAAAAAGCAGUUGUUAGAUGAGAGGUAUGUAGAAAACUGUCUCAAAGAAACUUUCUAAAAUCGCUGCUGCCAGGCUGGGGUCUCUGCCGUGCUGCCCACAGGGCAGGGCUUCGUGUGGGCUGUGGGAAACCCCCACCCUGGCUGGCUGCACCACCAUGCUGCCUUCCCUCCAGACCCCAGAGCAGAGUAGGGGUACCUCCAGCAGCAAGCGAGGUACCCAGGGCUGGCAGCCCCCAGCUGCAGCUCAUCCACAUCCUGCGGAUCUUCUAUAUGACUGUGACUUACUUGUUGGUGUGGGUGUUCCCCAAGGAGGUGAAGAGGGAAGAGGUGAGAGUGGCAGGUGGUCAGCAGAUGAGGCUGAGCUCAGAAGCAGGGGGUCCCUUGUGCCAUGCUGUGAGUACAUGCAAGGUGAGGGCACUGCUGGGGGGCAGGUUUGGUGGUCUGGAAUGGGGCAGAGGGCUGUCCCAGGCAGGACUGGUCUCUGGGCUGGGUGGCAGCAGAGUCCUGGGGGGCAAUGAGCAAUGAGCUCAGCUCCAGGGCUGGUGCCACCACGCGCUGUUGUUGAGGUGGGAGUCAGGGGCAGCUGACCCUCCUCCACUCCCCCGUUAGUGCCAGCUCUGCACCCCUCUGCAGCUUUCCAGGGCUGCGGGGUGCUUGUGUCAGUCUGUGUAGGUGCAGGGUGACAACAGUGAGUGCCCCGGGGGGCCUGGGGUGAGAGCUGGCCCCUAGGUCCCUUGGGCACAUACAUGAUCUCUCCCCUUCCCUGCAGCCUGGGUGUCCUUAGGGACCCUGGAGGGUGCUGGGGAGGGGAAGAGGGAGGGCCAAGGUGGGCUUCUUCUCCCCUGCCCUCUCCGUUCCUCUCUUGCCUGCUCUGUUGCUGCCAGAGCAGCUGGGGCUGCAUGUCUGGGGGAUGUCGGUUGCUGGGAAGCUCUGGGACCCUCAGGGGCUGCAAACGGUGGGCAUCAUCCUGCUGUUCUGCUCCAGCCUCAAGCUACUCCACACCCCAGGCAUCAUCGACCUGGCUGGGGGAGGCAACGCGCCGGGCCAAAGUAAAAAAGCGCUGAAGCAGCGAUUCCUCAAACUGCUGCCCUGCUGCCGGCCCAAAUCCAUCCCCUCGCUCAGCGAAAACAGCGUUGAAGAUGAGUUUGAGCUCUCCACCGUCUGCCACCGCCCUGAAGGGCUGGAGCAGCUCCAGGAGCAGACCAAGUUCACUCGAAAAGAGCUGCAGGUCCUGUACCGAGGCUUCAAGAAUGAGUGCCCAAGCGGCAUUGUCAAUGAAGAAAACUUCAAGCAGAUCUACUCACAGUUCUUCCCACAGGGAGACUCCAGCACAUAUGCCACCUUCCUCUUCAAUGCCUUUGACACGGACCACGAUGGCUCUGUCAGCUUCGAGGACUUUGUGUCUGGGCUGUCCAUCAUCCUGCGGGGCACCAUUGACGAUCGCCUGAACUGGGCUUUCAACCUCUAUGACCUGAACAAAGACGGCUGCAUCACCAAAGAGGAAAUGCUGGACAUCAUGAAGUCCAUCUAUGACAUGAUGGGCAAAUACACCUACCCGGCCAUGCGGGAGGAAGCGCCCCGGGAGCAUGUGGAGAACUUCUUCCAGAAAAUGGACCGAAACAAGGACGGUGUGGUAACAAUCGAGGAAUUCCUGGAGUCCUGCCAGAAGGAUGAGAACAUCAUGCGGUCCAUGCAGCUCUUCGACAAUGUGAUUUAGCUCCCGGACCUGCCUCCAGCCGAGCUGUCCUACCACUGGGCCCAGUACCUGCUUCUCUUGACUUUUCCUUCGAGCCUCCCCUCCGCUGGCCACACAGACACCCUUGUGGGAAGGGGCCUCUCUUCCCAGAGAUGUAGUCGGCACUGGGAUCUUCCCUUUCCCCGGGCAGCUCCGCUUUCCUCGGAGGAUCUCAAGCAGGUGCUCCUGGAUGUCAGAGUGUGGGCGCGGCUGGCAUGGGGCGAGCAUUUGGCAUGGACAGAGUUCCCUGCACCCAUUCCUGGCAGGGAAGCCGCCGCCUCGGGCUGUGGUAGAGGCUUCCCCCUGUGCACAGCGUCCCGUGCAGCCACAGCUCCCCAGCCCCUGACCCUCCCCAGCCCCAGGAGUCCCCAGCACUGGCUCCAGCCCAAACCCUCCAGCGAUGCUGUCUAGAAACCAAUAAAGUCUUGCACCAGGUGCUAGCACCUUGGCUUCCUCCCCUAUCCCGGACAUGCCCUGCCACGAGGAGUGUGUCUGGCUUGUCGUCUGUGAGCCGCUGACCACUCUCCUCGCUUGGCUCCUGGGCUGGUGGGUGGGCAGAGGGGCUAUGUCUGGAGAAGGCAGCUGCAUGGGAACUUGGGGUUCAUCGCUGCGUGAGCUGUGGGGAGCAGCUCCUGAUCCUGGGGGUCCCAGUUAAACUUAAGGGACUCAUCCUGAUAUAGAGAGAGGGGAGACUGAAGGGACCCCGAAGUGACUUCUUGUGGCACUGGCUCCCCCAGAUGGAAGAUGCUGGGCUGGGAGAGAUGCACGCUCAGCCCCUGUCCCUUGAGUUCAGGGUGCUGGCACACAGGGGACCUCAGGGACCCACUUUGAGGCUCCAAUUGAGAGACACCCUUCCCGCCCCUCCCUGAGAACGUGACAGCCAGGUAUGGGGACAUGUGGAGGAGGAAGGUGUGCUGGGCUCCAGUGGCCACCCCGGCCCUGGGCCUCACAGCCACAGCUACUGGCAUCAUUUGCUGCUGACCUUCCUCUGCUCCUGUGCCCUGGCUUGUCCCAGCCUGCCUGCUGCCCUGCGGCCAGCAAGUGAGCAAUGAGGCAGAGAGGUGUCCCCUCAGAUGUGGCCCUGUGCUGUGGGCACGUCUGAGCUGACAGGUGCUCUGGGAGAAAGCUGAGGCUGUGGCUGGCCAGGAGUUGUUGCUGUGAGGGCUGGAGGAUUACCCUGGGGCAGGGCAGGCUCAGCCCUUUCUCCUGGCUGUGCCAGGAGAGCUGGCCUGAGGCUUCUGGGGAUGGAAACAACACUCUGAAGCUCCCUGGGUCUUUGUCACCACCAGACAAAGAGCUCCAUCAACCACAGAGCUCCUCAAAGCUGGAUGUGUGCAGCCCAUCCUGCCUGCAUACUUCUCUGAGCAGUAGCAGGGACAGUGAUGCCCAUGGGCUUAUGAACCCAUUCCAAGCCCAAAAGCUCCUCUGUGCAGUCCCACAGGCUGUGGGAAUGUACCCAGCCCUGGCAGCCUCUGGCUCUACUGCUCCAGCUUCUGCAUCCUUAGCAGCCAAGGGCAAUUGGGGCUGAAUUGAGCUGCAGAGUCAGGCUCAGAGAGAGAGCUGUAAAUGCAGGCUGAGCCCCUGGUGUUGGAGCUUUUGAAACCCUUCCAGGGCCCUGAGUCAAAGCUACAGGGCUGCUCCCUCGUGCGACCAUCCCUGGCCCACCCCUUGCAGAAAUGAUGUGGUUUUUAGGUUCAUUCAACGUGUUCAUCUCACAGUUCUGUUCCUGGGUUUGCCGUGGGGCUGAGUUCCCACUUGCAGUCUCCCAAGGGUGGGAAGGCAGGUAUCCCCACCCUUACUUCUCCCUCUCCCUGUCCUCCCUCCUCCGUGGCUCUCUGGGGUACCCACUGUCCCCUGCCACAUGGAGCAGAUGCCACCUUCUCCUCACGCUGCAGGUCGCAUGGUGUGACCCCCCCCCACCCUGGGGCAUGGUGACCCACAACCCGCUUGGCAUCUCCAGUCUGUAUAUUUUGUAUUAUAACAAUAAUACGGAUUUAAAAAAAAAAAAAAACCAAAACAAAACAAACAAAAAACCAAUAAAAUCUA